GACAAAAGAAUAUAAAGGUAGAAGAGCUUGAGUGUCCGAAACCAGAGGCUUUCCUGUACAGUCUCUCUCCUCCCAUUAGACUCUUCUGCUGUCAACAUGGAGAGAAGAGAUCACGUGCUGGAGAUGCUACACUGCCUGAACGAGAAGAUCACGAUGGGUGAGAAGCGUGGAAUGAAAGCGUUGGAGCUGUGGUGCAAGAGGGUGACCGACGGCUACCCCGGGGUCAAGGUGGAGAACAUGACCACCUCCUGGAGGGACGGCCUGGCCUUCUGUGCCCUCAUACACCACUUCAGACCAGACCUCAUUGAUUUCUCGAGUCUGAAGAAGAACAACAUCUUUGUCAACAAUGAGUUGGCCUUUCGCACAGCUGAGCGCCAUCUGGGCAUCCCUGCACUGCUGGAUGCUGAAGACAUGGUUGAGUAUGAGGUACCUGACAGACUGUCCAUCCUCACCUAUCUGUCACAGUUCUACCAGACAUUCGCCUCCCAUCCCUCAUCCCCCAUCAAGAGAUCCCCAGACAGUCCUCAGUUCUCUGACAGUUCCUUGGGUCUCUCCACCUCCGGAUCCACCCCUCCUCCCAAGGAGGUCAGAAGACGGGACCCGUGUGUCGUGUGCGGCAACCCCGUCUUCUUGGCCCAACGUCUACUGGUCUCCGGCCGCCUCUAUCACCGCACCUGCUUCCGCUGCGCUCGCUGCCACUCUCAGCUCACUACGGCCAACUUCUACGAGACUGAGAACGGAGAGUUUUGCUGCGAGACCUGUCCUGACGAGGAGAUGGACCAGGAGAUUGGUGAUAAAGGCGGAGGGUUGCCUCCUUCACCACUACUACCAAAACCACAACCACCACACGACGAUGACAAGACUGACUCCCUCGCUUCCACUAGAUCUGCCUCACUAGUCGGCCUGCGGAGAAUGAUGUUCGAGAACAUCACCCAAGCUACGACAGACGACGACAAAGAGAUUCCCAGGAAGUUAUCAUUGCGUGAGGGAGAUAAUCUAUCGAGGAAAAUGUCGGGUGAUAAAGAGAGUGUGUCACAAAAGCUGUCGUUGAGUGAUAAGGUCAUAGACUCUCCGAGGCAAUUGUUAGUCAAUGACAAACCUAGACCUAGUGAGCCAGAUGUUAUGGAGGACGAUUAUGAAGUGUUAAGCAGCAAAAGUUCUCAUAGGUUAAGUUUUAAAGUAAGGAAAAGUGAGAAUGAAUCCAUUAGUGUAGAAAGUAGUUUAGAAACCCAAAAGCCUGUGUCUCUACCAAGUGAUUGUUUUAUUCCUAAGAUGUCAUUGUCCCAAGAUAACAACAGUGCCACUUAUGUAGAAGAGUUUUCUAGUUUGAACACUACUACAGACUCGGGCAUUGUUGAAACUGAAAACUUAAGUGUUAAUGCUCAAAUUAAACUAGAUUUAGAUAGUGAUUUAGAGCCCAUUUCAGAUUCCAGUGACGUUUCAACCGUCCAAGCUAAGAACAUUGUUUGUAAUUUUAAUGAAGAAGUAGAAAAAGAUAAGUUAGUAGAGUCUAAGGAGUCCAUAGAGAAGAAACCAAUAGAAGCUAAAAACAAUGUUGUUGUUAGUGAUAGUUUAAAAGAAGAAAAUAUGUCUUUGUACUCUGAAAAUGAAGUGCUUAUUAGGCGUGCUGAAAAUGAAAGCUUGAAGCAGUCAGGUUGUGAUUUCCUAAAAGAAGAAGAUGAAUUCACCAGCUUAACACAAAAUAUUGAAAAGCUCGUAUUAGAUGCCAAGAACGAAGAAACAAUUGAUGCUGUUGAAAAAGAGCAAUCAUCUUCUCAAGAAGUAUGUGAAGGUAAAGAUAGACCAGAAAAUAAUAAAUUUACUCAAGAAGUUUCUGAAAUUCCAAUGCCUGUUGAGCGAAUCAUGCACAAACCACCUACACCUCGUAACAGAAAAGUUAAGAAAGCGCUGUUUGAACCAAAGGUGGAAGUGAAAAAACCUGUUGAAGAAUAUCCUGAAGAGUUGAACCCUUUUGGUGAUGACGAAGAAGAGGUUAUAGAAAAACAGAAAAGCUCUUCCAGUUUAAAUCCAUUUGGGUCUUCAGAUGAAGAAGAAGAGGAGCUGAAAGAUGUGAAGAAAGAAACAGAAACACCUAAACCUGCUGUUCGGAAGGUGAUACCAGCUCCUAAAGUCAAUUUGAACCCCUUUGGGAGUGAUGAUGAUGAAGAAGAAGUUGAUGUGACCCUUCCUCCAGAACCCAAACCCAGGAAAUUGAUGACUCCUCAGCCCAGCCCUGAGCCAAGUCCACGAAUACGUCGUCUGCGGCCAGCUACUGGGAGUCUAGGCUCAUCCACUUCCAUUGCAUCGCGCAAGAAGAAACCAGCCCCUCUACCUCCCAACUGGCAGCCUAGCAACACUCCAGGUAGUCGGAAGUCUUACGCUGCACCUCGACCCCCCACCACUCCUUCCCCUCCACCUUUACCUCUAACUUCUCCCCCCUCCUCUCGUCCAAGCUCCCCUCUCUGGGAAACCGAAUGUAAACAGCUGUUCAACCGUCAGCGUCAAAAUUCUAUCACUUCAGAGACAUCAUCCAUCGGCACUGCGAGUACGUUCAGCAGUUACACGCCACACAAGAGCAUGUCUGGACAAUGGCGGCGCAAGAAAGGCCCGGCGCCAGCGCGACCCGUGCCGGUUCGGCGCAACGUCGCCCCGAUGCCACUGGUUGCUGUGCGGCAGGAGCUGCACGACAUUGAGGUCAAACAGCAAGGACUGGAGAGACAAGGGGUCAAGCUGGAGCAGACAAUAAGAGACAAGUUUGAACAAGAAGGGGCGAGCCUGACCCCGUAUGUAGAAGAGAUGGUUUUGCAACUGUUUGAGCUGGUCAAUGAAAAGAAUGAGUUGUUCCGUAGACAGGCUGAACUUAUGUACUUACGGAGACAGCACAACUUGGAGGAGGAACACGCAGAGUUGGAGUACCAGAUCCGCUGUUUGAUGAUGAGACCAGAGAGAAACAAAACAGAUUCUGACAAAGCCAAGGAGGAGCAACUCAUUCAGAGGUUGGUAGAGGUAGUUGAGAGGCGGAACGAGAUUAUCGACUGCCUGGAGAUGGACCGUCUAAGGGAGAAAGAGGAGGAUCGAAGUGUCGGAACUCAACUUGGGAUAUUCUCAGCUGCAGUUGGAAGUGAAGUGGAUUUGAGGACACUGAAACCUGAUAAGAAGAAAAAAGAUGGAAAAAGGAGAUGGAGCAAAAAGGAAAAGGUUUUAGAAAAAGAAACAGAAGAUAUUGGAGAGAAGAAGAAGAGCAAAAAGAAAUGGUUUACACUGCAUCACCUAACCAGAAGUUGACAAUUGUUACCACUAGCGCGUAAUCACGCUUCAUCUCAUUAUUGUAUUAUAUGUAUUUUAUAAUGUUUAAA
This is a messenger RNA of Macrosteles quadrilineatus (aster leafhopper), 3356 nucleotides long. RefSeq names its product MICAL-like protein 1 (gene MICAL-like). Bases 97 to 3285 code for a protein of 1062 amino acids. The transcript is spliced from 13 exons. The record is from RefSeq and is a predicted model, not a curated record. Gene Ontology annotation, molecular function: protein binding. Lineage: Eukaryota; Metazoa; Arthropoda; Insecta; Hemiptera; Cicadellidae.